GGUCAGCCCCCCUAUGAAUAUAAUUUACAUGGCAAUGAAUAUAAUUAUCUCCACAUGGCUCACUCGUUCAGCAAAAUUCUGUCUCUAUGUAAACGACGUGGGUUUCUCCUUGAGCUGCAGCGAAAAUGCAACGGACAGAAGGGCUCCUAUGUCUAUGGUCCUUUAGGCGCGGAGCUAAAGAGGAACAUCAUCACCGAAUGGUGGUAUGCAGUGGUGACUUCCUCCAGUAAUGUGCAUGGAAUCGACUUGAAGACAGUCAUACCGCACGAAAACCUAAAUAUUGCGACUACAGAUAGUGAUGACUUGAUAAAUAGAGAUACCUCAGAGACAACAGAUGAUACACUGUCGUGUGUGUUGGAGACAGCCAAAUGCAUGGACCUUGAGCCUCCAUUUGGCAUAGCACAAGUUGUAGGUUCUAUGUUCAAAGAAGGUCUUCCAUCUACACACCUCCCUCCUGGAUCAUGUGAUGGCGAGACAAUGAAUGUUCAGUUCCUCUGCCCCCCUGUCGAGGAGAGGAGGUGGUUCUCACAGUGGCAGAAGAAGAGACUGAGGUGGUGGAGGAAGUAUUCCAGGAAUCCGGAACGGUUCAGUCUCGGGGAGGGGACUGAGGAGGAUGGAGCCUCCAAACAACAGUGCAGCAUUCAAUACAAUUUUCCAUGGGGUGCUCAAGAUGUGGAGAGCAUUAGUAACCGAGGUGACGUGGAAUGGAGACAGUUAGUCGAUGGAGUAGAGAGGAAUGAAACCCUGCUAAAGAUGGAGAAAGAGAGUCCUUCUUUGCUCUCUAUGGCAUCAGGUGUUGACAGAGCUCUCUGGGCGUACAUGUGUGAUGCUUACAGUGAAGUGGACAGGCCCCAAGCAGCAGUACACACAACAGUACUCAAACUGCAUAUGUCACUAGCCCCAUACAAAGUGGCAGUGCUACCAAAAGACAUAGACAACAGCAAACUAUGCAUGUACUCUCGGUUGUUGAGUGAUGAGCUGAAGCAUGCUGGUAUCCCCACCACCUACUCUGAAGCUGGACCAUUGGACAACAGACUGACUCUGCAAGAUGAGUUGGGCACUCCUUAUCGUGUUAUAACAGAGGCUGGUACUCUAGAGACAGGGAUAGUCACUCUGCAAGGCAGGGACACCACCGGAGAGGAGGAUAUGAAUGGCAAAGACGUUCUACUGUCAAUUCAAAGAAUGCUCUUUGGUGCCAGAAUAAACUAACAGCUAUCAAUAUGGCAUUGUAUUGCUCAACAUGUCAUCAUCAAUCACUACAUGUACAACACCAUCGUUCA
Molecule: messenger RNA, 1280 nt
Organism: Halichondria panicea
Lineage: Eukaryota; Metazoa; Porifera; Demospongiae; Suberitida; Halichondriidae
Product: glycine--tRNA ligase-like
Exons: 14
Coding region: 55-1209 (384 amino acids)
Biological process (GO): mitochondrial DNA replication
Cellular component (GO): mitochondrion; cytoplasm
Source: RefSeq, a predicted model, not a curated record